This is a messenger RNA of Exophiala xenobiotica, 2102 nucleotides long. RefSeq lists its product as uncharacterized. Bases 501 to 1382 code for a protein of 293 amino acids. NCBI's taxonomy places the organism in Eukaryota, Fungi, Ascomycota, Eurotiomycetes, Chaetothyriales, Herpotrichiellaceae. Gene Ontology annotation, molecular function: protein phosphatase inhibitor activity. The record is from RefSeq and is a predicted model, not a curated record. Gene Ontology annotation, biological process: regulation of signal transduction. The transcript is spliced from 3 exons.
GCCUCUCUCGUUUGUUUCUGCACAUGCCUCAAGCUUCGAUGCUCACAAACUGACCACAUCAUAAUAAACAAGACACCUCGUAACCUCUUCUGAUCAUCAUCACUUCGUCGUCCGGGUAGCAUCGACUCUUGCCCCUCAGAUACCUCCCUCACCUCCCUCCAUCCUCCAUCCUCCAUCCUCCAUCCUUCAGCCUCUGUCCACAGUACUUUUACCCACUUUCUUUAGCUGGACUGGGUCACUGGGUAUCCACCGUGUCCAAACGCUUUUUGUCCAUCACUUCCACCACCACCGUUUGCUCUUACGGAGUAGGAGCUACUCAAGCAAGACUGCGACCUCAUUGUUUGCUCGGCUAACUUGCCUACACUCUUGCCGACUAUCCAGAGGCUCAUCUUUGUUCUUCCUUGCUGCUCAUCGCCCACGUCUCCAACUCUACAACCACGCCGGACUCUCACAACCGACCACCAAUAUCCUGCACACUACCUAUUUCAGACGCCGUCAACAUGCCCGUCGAAGUCCGUCACUCACCGCCGCCUUUGCACCACCCUAGUUCGGGUAAUAUUCGACCGAAAGGCAUCCUGAAGAACCCCUCAUUCUCCUCCGCCAGCGGUCGACCAGCCUCACCGAUCAAAGAAUCAUUCCACUUUCCUCCUACUACACCUCUUGAUCCCGAAGAAGAGAGGGAAUUGACUCUGCAAAACACCCUACAAAAUGCCGGUCACCGCCGUUCUUCGUCCGCUGCUAGACGCACUUCCGCAUCUCGACGUCAUUCCUCUGCUGUGUCCGGCGACCAGCAAGACGACCAGGAAAAGAUGCGUUUGAAAUGGGAUGAAGCCAAUUUGUACCUGGCCGAGCAAGAGUCGGGAGGGCGGAUGAAAAUCACGGAACCAAAGACUCCUUAUCAGUACGGCGAUGCCAUGGAAGAAGACGAUGAGGAAGAUGUGGCUAUCGACCCUCGUUUCGUUAACGUCGAUGAAGUUGAAAUGGCCAAGAACAAACCCGAAAAGAGACACAGUGAAAGCGACAUCCCCGGACUGGAACUAGGUGAACCAGAGGACGAAUACGCCGUCGCAACCGGACCAGAAGACGGCCGUAUUGUGCGAGCGAGCAGCCUUUCGAGGGAGAGCAGCAAGGAAAAGCAUGUUAGUGUCAGUGAUGGCAGUGACGGAAAUGGCUUUACGGAGCAAGUUGGCAUGCCUACGAGAGAAGAACAAGAGAAGCAUCGUCAAUUUGAAGAGCGGAGAAAGAAGCACUACGAGAUGAAGGAUAUCAAAGGCCUGUUGGGUCACCCUGAAGAACUGAAUGGCGACGAUGACGAAGAUGCCCCAUCUCCGACCUCCAUGCCUCGGAAUCUGCCCCAAAGAUCCGUUAAUGGCGCCCAAUAGAUGACACCGACUCAAUCCUCGCCUAGGGGCUCGAUAUACCCAUUUCUCGAAUCAACAAAUAAAGAGUUCUCUGGGCGUUGGUGUACAUGCAUUUGAGCAUCGUCGUCAUUACAAUAUCUGUCAUACGACUCUCCAGUACAGACACAAAGUUCAACGGAGAAUCUCAUUUCCUUUGUUUGUCACGUCAAUCAGCACGAAUCGACCAGUUAUUGCUAUCGCCGCAUGCACCAGAAAUGAAAUCGCUUUAUCCAUCUUACACAUUGCACAAAAUGCAUCCGCGUUUGCUUUUUGCAAUGCAUGACCCCCCUGAGCAUGACCUUUCAUCUCGUUGUUACAACGACAUUGCAUCCGAGAACGCUUUUGAUCUCACUUCGGAAUUUCGUAUUUUGUGGAGCAAUUCCAGACUCCUGCAGCCUUUGGCUUAGGAGGAGGUCGGGAAGGAGAGGAGAGUUGUGACGGUUGAGGGAUGACUGGAAGAGAGCUGUCCGCUAUAGGUAAUUGUCAAUGACAAGCCUGCAGUCGACAAAGGACCGCGAUUAAUCAGUCUGAGGGACCUGAUUCAGAAAUUCUAUCGCUCCAGCGAGAAGGAGAUUGAUCGGUCACAUUGCGGCUGUGACAAUCUGUAGAUAGGGCCACCAGUCCAGGAAAAAGGCGAGAAUGAGCAUUCGUUCAGACUUAUAAACCCAUCUGCUCAAGUAGGCCGAUUUUGGACAAGAGCAU